CAUGCUUCCACUGCGUCCAGAGCACUUCACGGUCGUCAAAUCUGAUGACCGACGAGCAGAAUUUUCCACCAGUCAAGGCAAUACGGCGUAAGAUGAGCCUGUGCAGUGGCUGCAGCUGGCCCAAUCCCAUUCCGGCCGGGAGGUUAGGGUUGGCGUCGGGCCAGUCACCCAUCAACGGCGAUCUGUCUCGGCAGGCUUUUGCUUCCCUGACGCAGUCAAUCAGAAUCUCACACUCGAAGCUAUACGAUGCGUGGCACAGGCCGUAAUCACAUGUCGGCGCCAGACCUGGCAGACAGACAGACACAAUGGACGGACUGAGACUGCGAGGGGGUAUAGCAAUCGUCCCCGUUGGAAUGCAGCUGCGCAGCUCUGAGGAGACAAUGCCGUGGCACAGGACCAUCCCCGGGGCAUAAUAAACUCAGACAAGCAACAGACGACAGCCCUAGUCGGCGAUGCGCUUUGUCUCCUCUGGGGAGACAUUGCGGGGUUCGGAAAGCAAACCGGGUGAGCUGCAUCGUGAGAUGCCAGCAGAUGCGAGCAGAUGGCCUGUCAUAUGAGAUGCACCCCUGCAAUUAGCAAAGCGACGCAGCCAGACUCAGCGGACGCGUAGCAUUAGGGUUACACUCAUUCUCGCAUCGAACCAUCCUGCCCUCGGUCCACCCCAGCUGGCCGAUGCACUGCAGGGAUUCCCUUCGCGGGGAAGGGCCUAAGCGCCGCAUCUCUUCACGGUUGAUGGAUUCGCAUGGACAGCAUUUUGGGGGUACAUAUGUAUCCAGACGCAUAUAUAUUGAGAUUGCCGCGUCUCUCCCUGGAACGGCCAGCGCUCGCUGCGUGCCAGUGCAUCCUUCUCCUCUCUUCCAGGCCUUUCAUCGUCCGGACCCGGCCAAGAUGUGGCAGUUCAGCAACAUCUACGUGAUCGCCGGCAUCGCCGUCGUCGGCGGCUCGCUGUUCGGGUUCGAUAUCUCGUCCAUGUCUGCUCAGUUGAGCACCAAUUCGUACAAAUGCUACUACAAUCAAGGCCCACACCCGCUGAACGCAACCGACCCCAACUGCAGCGGCCCCCGGUCUCUGGUCCAGGGUGGAAUCACCGCAGCCAUGCCCGCCGGUUCAUGGCUGGGCGCCUUGAUCUCAGGUGUGCUUUCGGAUAGGAUCGGUCGAAAGCCCUCCAUCAUCAUCGGUUGCUGGAUCUGGUCCGUUCUGCCGGUGCCACGCUCCCUGUUUUCCUGCCAGUAGCUGACCGGAACAGGUUCAUCGGAUCUGCCUUGAUCUGCGCCUCCCAGGGCAAGGGUAUGCUCAUCGUCGGACGCAUCAUCAAUGGCUUGUCCGUCGGCAUCGAAUCCGCCCAGGUCCCCGUGUAUAUCAGCGAGCUGGCCCCCCCGUCGCUCCGUGGCCGCUUCGUCGGUCUGCAGCAGUGGGCCAUUACCUGGGGCAUUAUGAUCAUGUACUAUAUUUCCUAUGGUUCCUCGUACAUCGGCGGCGACAAGCCCUGGAAUUACAGCGCCUCGGCCUGGCGGCUUCCCUGGGGCCUGCAGAUGAUUCCAGCUCUCUUCCUGCAUAUAGGAAUGUUGAUGUUGCCCGAGUCCCCUCGAUGGCUCGCCCGCCAUGACCGAUGGGAGGAAUGCCACGACGUACUCGCACGCGUCCAUGCCAAGGGAGACCGGAACGCCCCGUUCGUCGCCCUCGAGAUGCAGGACAUCCGGGACAUGUGUGAAUUCGAGAGAAGAUACAAAAAUAUCACCUACCUUGACCUCUUCACCAAGAAGAUGUUCAAUCGCACGCAGAUCGGCCUGUUUACCCAGAUCUGGUCUCAACUGUGUGGCAUGAAUGUCAUGAUGUACUAUAUCGGCUGGGUCUUCUCCAUGGCCGGUUACCACGGGAAUGCCAACCUCCUGGCGUCAUCCAUCCAGUAUGUCAUCAACGUCGUCAUGACCAUCCCCGCCUUGCUGUUCAUCGACUGGUAUGGCCGUCGAACCGCGCUCCUGGUCGGUUUCUUCCUCAUGAUGGUCUUCAUGUACGCCAAUGCCGGCAUCAUGGCAAGCCAUGGAGUCGUAGUCCCCGGGGGUAUCGAUGGCGUUGCCGAGGCGUCCAUGAGUUUGACCGGCGCCCCGGCCAAGGGUCUGAUCGCUUGCACAUAUCUCUUCGUCGCCUCCUUCGCCCCGACGGUAGGCCCUGCCAGCUGGAUCUAUCCGCCAGAGCUGUAUCCGCUUCGUCUGCGUGGGAAGGGCGUGGCUCUCUCCACGUCCGGAAACUGGGCUUUCAACAUGGCUCUGGGUCUGUUCACUCCCCCGUCGUUCACGAACAUUCGUUGGAAGACGUACAUCAUCUUCGCCGUCUUCAACACAGUUGCAUUCAUCCAUAUCUUCUUCAUGUUCCCGGAAACCGCCGGGAAGACGCUUGAAGAGACGGAGCAGAUGUUCGAGGACCCCAACGGCAUCAAGUAUCUGGGAACCCCGGCGUGGAAGACCCGCGUCCAGACCUAUCGUACCAGGGCCAUGGAGCGCGGCCAGAUUGACGUUGAGUCCAAGGCUGUCACCACGAGACACGAGCAUACUGCUCCCGCCGCUGAGGCUGCCCCGGCUGCAGAGAACACUGCUGUCGUCGUUGAAGAGAAGAACACCGCUUCUGCGUAAAACCAUCCUUUCAUUCCAGCGCCACGUACUCUGCUGCUUGUUGGCUAUGACAAUCGAUAUAUCGCACCUUAAUCAUGCUUGCUGGUCUGUCAGUCUGCAAGCCUCUCGUGCCUUAGUUUAUAAUCGGAAAUAUGAAUGCAAAUGAAGUAUCA
Molecule: messenger RNA, 2782 nt
Organism: Monascus purpureus
Lineage: Eukaryota; Fungi; Ascomycota; Eurotiomycetes; Eurotiales; Aspergillaceae
Source: the annotation of a GenBank genome assembly